AUGAAAGCCACUUUACUCGUAUGUUCAACUGCUGAUUCAGGCUAUUGCUUCCUCAUCCAAGCAAAGAUUGAUGCUUUCUGGAAUAAAGACAAUGGUUUGGAGAAUUUCACUCUACACAUUUUAUCACUGAAUAUUUACUUCAUUCGCGUCCCUCGCUCUAGCACUGAAAGGAAGAAGGAUGCAUCUUGA
This is a messenger RNA of Opisthorchis viverrini, 189 nucleotides long. RefSeq lists its product as hypothetical. Bases 1 to 189 code for a protein of 62 amino acids. Lineage: Eukaryota; Metazoa; Platyhelminthes; Trematoda; Opisthorchiida; Opisthorchiidae. The record is from RefSeq and is a predicted model, not a curated record. The transcript is spliced from 2 exons.